Messenger RNA from Durio zibethinus, 2019 nucleotides. RefSeq names its product lysine histidine transporter 1. The record is from RefSeq and is a predicted model, not a curated record. NCBI's taxonomy places the organism in Eukaryota, Viridiplantae, Streptophyta, Magnoliopsida, Malvales, Malvaceae.
AAAGACUUUUUGAAUCAAACAAAACCACCAAAAACGUCAGUUUCCAGAACUCUUGUAGCCACUUUUUUCUCCUUUUUUUAACUAUUGGACUGGGAUUUCUCCUUUAUAAAUACUAACCAAACCAGUUGGAAAUUUCCAAGUUUCAAUUUCUUUUGGUUUUGAUCUCCUUUCCCUCCUUGCUUUGUCGUUUUUGCUGUGUUUCAGACAUGGGAACUCAAGCUCCUUCUCACAAAGAUUAUGCCAGGAACAACAGUUUUGAAGAAAAAUUAGCAAAGCAGAAAGCAAUUGAUGAUUGGCUGCCCAUUACGUCAUCAAGAAAUGCAAAAUGGUGGUAUUCAGCUUUCCACAAUGUCACUGCUAUGGUUGGAGCUGGUGUCCUCAGUCUCCCCUAUGCCAUGUCAGAGCUUGGAUGGGGUCCUGGUGUGGUUGUUCUGGUCCUAUCAUGGAUUAUUACCCUCUAUACUCUAUGGCAAAUGGUUGAGAUGCAUGAGAUGGUUCCAGGAAAACGUUUUGAUAGAUACCAUGAACUGGGUCAAUAUGCCUUUGGUGAAAAACUUGGUCUCUAUAUUGUGGUGCCACAGCAAGUUGUUGUUGAAGUUGGUGUGUGCAUAGUGUACAUGGUUACCGGAGGCAAAUCAUUGAAGAAGUUCCAUGACACUGUCUGCAGUACCUGCAAACAGAUAAAACUAACCUAUUUCAUCAUGAUUUUUGCCUCUGUUCACUUUGUGCUAUCUCACCUUCCCAACUUCAACUCCAUUUCUGGUGUCUCCUUGGCAGCAGCAGUCAUGUCCUUGAGUUACUCUACUAUUGCUUGGGGAGCUUCAAUAUCUAAGGGUGUUCAGGACGAUGUGCAAUAUGGCUACAAAGCUAAGACUGCAGCAGGAACAGUGUUCAACUUCUUCAGUGCCUUGGGUGAUGUAGCUUUUGCCUAUGCUGGGCACAAUGUGGUCUUGGAGAUCCAAGCUACAAUCCCUUCUACACCUGAGAAGCCAUCAAAAGUACCCAUGUGGAGAGGUGUUAUCGUUGCCUAUAUAGUUGUGGCCUUGUGCUACUUCCCGGUUGCCUUAAUUGGUUACUGGGUGUUUGGCAAUUCUGUUCAAGACAACAUCCUCAUCUCAUUGGAGAAACCUGCAUGGCUUAUUGCAAUGGCUAACAUGUUUGUUGUUGUUCAUGUUAUUGGCAGCUACCAGAUCUACGCAAUGCCAGUGUUUGACAUGAUAGAAACUGUACUAGUAAAGAAACUAAAUUUCAAGCCCUCUAGAACACUUCGAUUCUUUGUUCGCAAUUUUUAUGUCGCGUUGACAAUGUUCAUUGCCAUUACCUUCCCUUUCUUCGGUGGCCUUCUUGGAUUUUUCGGAGGAUUUGCUUUUGCACCAACAACAUACUUUCUUCCUUGCAUCAUGUGGCUUGCCGUCUAUAAACCAAGAAGAUUCGGUUUAUCUUGGUGGACUAACUGGAUCUGUAUUGUAUUUGGUGUUUUCUUGAUGGUCCUAUCACCAAUUGGAGGGUUGAGGCAAAUCAUCCUUCAAGCCAAGCACUAUCAAUUUUACUCUUAAAUAGUUGUCUUCCCACAGUAGGAGGAAGUGCGGUGCCACAAAUUGAAGAGCAGGAACAAAUGAAGAACAUGAUAGUUAAGUCAGUCUGAUGGGGCAUAAGGCCAUCAUCAAUAGUUCAUCGGAUAACUGAACCUUCAAUCAACGGGUGUCCAUAGUAUCGAAUCAUUGCUUUUUGUGAACAAGUGAACUCCAGUCAUUGAGACCAAACCACAGGAGCAUUAGUCUUCACUGUUUCUUCAUUAUUACUGGUGUAUGAAUAUAAAAUAUACAGUUGUGAAAUGGUUGCCAUUUAAUGUGUUUGCUUUCCAGGAGAGUUCUGAGUCUUAAGGUUUGUUUCAGGAGAUUUACUGUAUUACUAGUGUAACAUUAAUACAACUUACUAAGGAUUGAUGCUUUCUACAGAAUGGUUCAAUCUUUUUUUGUUACUCAAUAUUUUGUUGAUUUAGUUUCUCCCUUAAAAGUA